AUGGAGCGUUAUGAGAGGGCACUAGUGGACCGUGACAGGGCAGAGCAGUUGCACAGUGAGCUGUUCCCCGCCGUUGCGGACGGUGGCUUAUCACUCGGACCCGAGAUCGGCAGCUCCCGCGAUGAGGAGACGACGUCGUUGCUACCGCAGAUGAGACAGCUGCUUGCCCAGCGAGACACGACUAUCUCCCAAUUGAAGGAGGAGAGGGCUACGCAUAUGAGCCAGCAGGUACACUUGAACGAUGUGAUCCUGGGGCUCACUUUGGAGCGGAACGUGAUGGAGGACAAGCUCAAAGUACUGCAGCGGGAGUAUAAGGAACUGGUGACCCGCUGGCUGGCCAAAGCACAGCAAGAAGCGGAUUCAAUGAACCGCGAUGUCGAACAGCACAGGUAA
Molecule: messenger RNA, 393 nt
Organism: Huiozyma naganishii CBS 8797
Lineage: Eukaryota; Fungi; Ascomycota; Saccharomycetes; Saccharomycetales; Saccharomycetaceae
Gene: ATG16
Product: Atg16p
Exons: 1
Coding region: 1-393 (130 amino acids)
Source: RefSeq, a predicted model, not a curated record